CACUGUCUGCUGGCGUGGUGACAGGGUCUGGCUGACCGCUCUUUUUCUCAGAGAAGAAACUACGGUUCCCAGAUACGCUGGCAGCCUCUGGGAGCACCUGCCUGCUAAGUGACGGCCAGGGAAAGGCUGGGGUGUACCCUCCCAGACCUGCACGUCCAAGACAAGAGUCACCAGCACAUGCGGCUGGCGACUGAGCACUGGACCCAGAGCAAGUCCCGAGGUGAUGUGCAGCGGGUGUAAGGAACACAGACCGACUGGGAAGGAAGGAUGUGAACUGUCGCCCUAAUAAUUUUACAUCGAUUACCUGCCAGCAUGAUACUAUUUUGAAUAUAGUGGCUCUGCUCCAGACCUUUGGCUACAAUUCAUACCCGGGCUUGGCAAAAGGCGGUAUACAGCUGGGUGCAGGGGAGCUGGCAGCAUCCAGUGACCAGGCAGAUGAGCUCCCAUGAGAAUUCCUUCCAACCUGCCCAGUUCCUGCUGCUGGUGGGCGUCCCGGUGGCAAGUGCCUUCCUUCUGGUCCAGUGCCUGCGAUGGCACUGUCCUCGCUGGCUGCGGGCCGGCCGGAAGCCGGACAGGCAAGAGGAGCCAGUGCCCGAUCCCACUCCCCUACCCGAAGAUGAGUCCCCACACCAGUACCCACCGGCCGUCCUGUCGGAGAUGGCCGCCUUCUACCAGGAACUGCACACGCCCACCCAGGGCCAGACCGUCACCCGUCAGCUGAUGCACAAGCUGCUGGUGUUUUCGGCUCGAGAGGUGGAUCACCGCGGCGGCUGCCUGAUACUGCGGGACACGGGCAUCUCGCUGCUCAUCCCGCCAGGUGCUGUGGCCGUGGGCCGCCAGGAGCGAGUGUCACUGAUCCUGGUGUGGGACCUGUCGGAUGGCCCGCCAUUGUCCCGAGCCCAGGCGCUGGUGAGCCCUGUGGUGGCGUGUGGACCCCAUGGGACCUCCUUCCUGAAGCCCUGCACCCUCACCUUCAAGCACUGCGCGCAGAUGCCCAGCCACGCCCGCACCUACAGCAGCAACACCAACCUGCUCGACGAUAAAGACUGGAAGCCCCUGGGGAAGUCAGGGGUCCACACCUCCCUGGAUGAGUGUCGCAUCCAGCUCUCCCAUUUCAGCCUCUACACGUGUGUGCUGGAGGCUCCCUCGGGCCAGGAAGCUCGCAAGUGGCUGCAACUGGCAGUGUUCUGCUCGCCGCUGGCACCGGGGCAGACCCACCUGCAGCUGCGCGUCUACUUCCUCAACAACACGCCCUGCGCCCUGCAGUGGGCCCUGACCAACGAGCAGCCCCACGGCGGGCGCCUGCGCGGGCCCUGCCAGCUCUUCGACUUCACUGGGGCCCGAGGGGACCAGUGCCUAAAGCUCAAGUACAUCUCUGAGGGUUGGGAGAACGUGGAUGACAGCAGUUGCCAGGUGGUUCCCCAUCUCCACAUCUGGCACGGGAAGUGCCCCUUCCGCUCCUUCUGCUUCCGGAAGAAAGCAGCCAAUGAGAACGAGGACUGCUCGGCACUAACCAAUGAGAUCAUCGUCACCAUGCACACCUUCCAGGAUGGCUUGGAGACCAAGUACAUGGAAAUCCUCAGGUUUCAGGCAUCAGAGGAGGAGUCCUGGGCAGCGCCACCCCCUGUCUCCCAGCUGCCCCCAUGCAAUAGGCUGCCCCCUGAGCUCUUUGAGCAGCUGAAGAUGUUGUUGGAGCCGAACAGCAUCACAGGCAACGACUGGCGGAGACUGGCCUCCCACCUGGGGCUCUGUGGCAUGAAGAUCCGGUUCCUGUCCUGCCAGCGCAGCCCUGCUGCGGCCAUCCUGGAGCUGUUUGAGGAGCAGAACGGCAGCCUGCAGGAGCUGCACUACCUCAUGACCCUCAUGGAGCGGCUGGACUGCGCCUCCGCCAUCCAGAACUACCUGGGCAGCCCAGCCCAGGUCCGCGUGGGCACCUGGGAGAACCAGGACCUGGAGCUGGAGCUGGACGUGAAGCUCUGAGUGCCCCCUGGGGCGGGGCAGGGUGGACACGGUCCGCAGUGCGGUUUGCCUGGACACCCUGGAAGAACAUAGGUUCCUGGCUGUGCCCACCGACCUCAUCAGAACCUUCAGACCAUGUCUCAGGCCACUGUGAGGCUGGACUGCCCUUGCCAGCCUCCCAGGGUCUGGACCACCUUGAGACUGGCUUUGUUCUGCCUGCAGAUCCCCUCCUGGGCGGCAGGGGGCACAGGAGCCCAGGAGAUGGACCCACAUGGUAGGCCUCUGAGAAGCUAUUUCAUAGACCAACAGACUGUUAGGUUGCAGUGCUGGCACCCCUUGGAGAUUGGUCAGUCCACAGUAUUCACUGAGCACUUGGUGGUACCCAGCAUUGGACUGGGCAUCAUGCGGAAUCCUGGAAUAUUUGGGGGAAUUUGGAGUCUUGACAAGCACACAGUUCUCCUGUGGGAGUCAAGAUGUACUCAUAUGAGCUGAGGGCAAACUCUAAAACAACGGGUAAGGGUGGGCAAAUGUAGGUCUGUAGUUGUGAGUACGGGAAACAGAGUUUAUUCUUGUAUCAUUAUUUAUUAAUUAUUGUAUUAUUGUCCAUACAAACAACUGUAAACCGACUUUUACCCACCCUGCAUCUCCUGCGGUUGGGGAUGUGAGUGUGGUGUGAACUGUAUGCUUCAGGAGUUGAGGAGAGAGGGAGCUAAGUAUAGGCUGGCGCAGGGAGGAUGUUGGAGAGAGACUUGAAUAUGCAGAGUGGUUCGGAGAUGCUUAGGUAGGGGUAGGGGUCGGGGGUGACUGAAGAGGAGGAGCCAGGAGUGAGCAUGGCCUGCUGAGGCAUUAGGCAGCCUGGCCUCAUGUGUGGGAGGUGAGGGUCCAUAGAGGUUGAAGGCCAGAUCUACAGGUGGGCAGUGCUACCUGGCUGUCUACCUGUCUCCUUUGCCUUCCUUUGUCUUCUUAUACACACCUUAUCUCUCUCCCUCUGCCAUUACGUCUGUUAUAAAACAUCAAAGCUGAAAAGAAACUUCAAGAUUAUCAUUCUUGCCCAACCUUUUUAUCUCUUUAUUUCAAACUGUGUGAGCAUUAAAUGACUUCAUUUUGCGGUCACUAUCCAUCCCUGAAUCUGGCUCUCUGUUACUCUGUGCAUUAACAUUUUUUUGUCUCUACUUCAUUGCUGUGCCUGCCUUUGUACGUUUCUUUCUCUGAAACCCUCAGUCAUUCCCCUCAGGCAAGUGUCUCUAAACCAGUGUUAUAUAUCAAAGGCUAUUGAAAGACACUGGGCUAUGCUAGGAAUGGAUGGGUGGGGAUUUUACCUCAUGAAUCAAGACCCAGUUUAGGAUCAGGAAAUAAAGGACAAGGAUUAAAGAACACCCCACCAGUCAAACAAAUGUUUAUUCAGUACCUACUAUGUGUUAAGCACUAUAUAAGAAGAGAUUAAUAGCUGGGUUCCAAAAAGAGAACAAAGGGUUUGACUCUGGCAAUUCUUUUGUUUGCAAACAGGUGUUAAUUUUUUUAAGGGCAGGCGAACAAUCUCUCUGGCAACACUAAACAAUUUGCUUCUGUAUUUAAU
Molecule: messenger RNA, 3535 nt
Organism: Myotis brandtii (Brandt's bat)
Lineage: Eukaryota; Metazoa; Chordata; Mammalia; Chiroptera; Vespertilionidae
Gene: UNC5CL
Product: unc-5 family C-terminal like
Exons: 11
Coding region: 436-1980 (514 amino acids)
Biological process (GO): positive regulation of JNK cascade; netrin-activated signaling pathway; positive regulation of canonical NF-kappaB signal transduction
Cellular component (GO): membrane
Molecular function (GO): protein binding; netrin receptor activity
Source: RefSeq, a predicted model, not a curated record